Messenger RNA from Marchantia polymorpha subsp. ruderalis, 3675 nucleotides. NCBI's taxonomy places the organism in Eukaryota, Viridiplantae, Streptophyta, Marchantiopsida, Marchantiales, Marchantiaceae. The record is from the annotation of a GenBank genome assembly.
GGCACUCACUAGCUUAGCUCAGGCGUAUAUUUGCGCUGUGCUCUACAGUUACGAUCUGUCGCUCGCCCGCUGUGAGGCUCAGGUUUGCUUGUCGAGCCGCGCGGCGAGAAUUGGCAAAUUGAAGCUAGCGCGCGGGCCGCGAGCUGAAGUUGCAGACGCCGCCGGGGUGCUGGGUGCUGGUGGAAUAAGGAUAUGGUGGGCUGCCACGAGCAGGAGGCUCCGAGCGAAACCACAGCGUCCUCGUCGUCGUUCGAGCGAGAGCUGGUGACGGGGUCUUCUUGUGUCAUAGAUGCGGAUGCCAAUUACUCAGAAAUGGCAGUGAGUGAUACUGCAGCAGGCUUAACCGCUCCCACGGCUCGGCAGCGUGUUAGUGACGAGGGCAAGAAGCCAGGGCCGUCGUCGCAGCACCGGCCAUCUCCAGAUCGUAACUACUCGCAAGCAGUCUCGGAGAAUUUGCAAGCAGUUACCUCGAGUUCGAGUGAGCAUCGUGGCAUCAGCCGGAUAGUUCAGCAGCAGCAGCCCGGGCAGCCAUUCCAUCGCCGCCAUACAACUGGUGCCACUUCUCCAGCCAUGGGUACUGCUGAGGCUGCUGCUGUUGCUGCUGCUGCUUCUUCUUCUUCAGCUGAAGAAGCAGCUUUGGACGUAGAUUGUGUUGAAGGUCAUGAUGAAGGACUUCAUUCCGGUAGAGAGAUUCCAAGAUGUGGGCUUGACAAUCUUGAUUCGAGUCCAGAUUGUGGUCGUCACGACGCCUCCCAGGGAAAUUCGCGCCACACUUGCAAAGUGUGCAAGCGCCCGUUCUCAUCCGGGCGAGCUUUGGGAGGCCACAUGCGUGCUCACGGCAACGGGGACCCCGGCACUUCAUCGAACGCCGAUAGGAAAUCCGAGAAGCAGCUGAUUUCCUCGUCCCCGCGCACCCAGCAGGCCUCGCUGCAUGCGUGCAAUGGUGUUGCUGAGAACGGCAUCGAGCAUCCAGGGGCGGACGGGGUCGCCAGGGCGCAGAGUUUGUCGCCCGAGUCCAGAGCUCGAGCCCGGACUCGCGAAAUUCAAGUCCGCAGAGCUGUGGGAGCACGCAGGUCAAAGACCAAUGGCAAGCGGCGGGGCAGCACCACGCCCAAGAGCUCGGUCGAGGAUGCAGCUGCUCUGACCAAGCAGCAGCCGCACGACGAAGACGAUAAUGCGGCAUCGCGCAGGCAGGCCGAACGCAGCAGCACCAGCUGCUCGGAUAACAACUCCGAUGGAGCUCACGAUGAUGGCGCGGCGACGGACGAUGCUGCCGGGAACAUUUGUGACGUAUGCAGAGAGGAAUUUGAGAAUGAGAAGCAACUCAAUACCCACAAGAAAUCUCACAAGCCCGAGUACAACCUCCGGGAAUGUCCGAGAAAAAGCCGGCGUUUCAUAGAUCAGGACUACACCGAGGUGGCUCCCCCCACCAUUCCUACCAAGAAGCCCCCAGCUCCCCAAGAGAAACAGCAAUCGGAUUCCGGAUGCCCUUAUCCGGGUUGCACCAAAAAGUUCCACUCGUCCAAGGCCUUGUUCGGACACAUGCGGUGCCACCCGGACCGCACCUGGCGAGGAAUUCACCCUCCGGACGAGAAUGGAGCUAGCACGAGCGCAGCGGGCGAGCGGCAGCACCGCCGGAAGAAGUCGCGCCCCAAUUCGCACGUCCCUGCUCGGGUGGUGUCCGAUUCAGAGUCGGAGCCAGAACAGAAACAGAGUGGCAAGUCGGCCUCCACUGAGCACGAGAGCGACACGGACAGCAUCGAGGCCGCCUACAUCCAGGGCCAGGAGGCGCACACGAAUGGCGACCGCCAGCAAUCUUCCACUCCCGGCUGGUGGGCGUCGGGUGUCACUGGCAAGCGAUCCAAGCGCUCGCGCCAGACCGUGCGCUCUUUGCAGGCUGUGCAUCAUGGCGCCUCGACCAGCAGUGCUGCAGCUCCCGACAAUGCCCUGGAGGAGCUGAACGAGACUGCCAUGGUCAUGAUGAUGUUGGCGUCCAAUCCCAGCGGAGCGCCCAAACAUGAAGACCCGGACGAGCAUAUGGAAGACCUGUUCCGUAAUCCCAAUUCCGCUGACGAAUGCCCCAAGGACGAGCCCACGGAGGGCUGCUUAGAAGCAGCCCUCCGUGCCAAAGAUGAAGAGGAGGACGAGGAGGACGAGGAGGAGGACAAAGAAGAGGAAGGAGAGGACGGAGAUGAGAAACAGGGAGCAGCAGCAGCAACUGCCGCCGAGGUCGUCGAGGAUUUGGAGCAGGGACCCGAGCUGGUUCCCAAGGAUGAGUUCAUGACAGCUGCUGCCGAGACAGCAGAGGUGCCCAUGGAAGUGGAUGAGGAGCCUGAGGCCAGCCUUUCGGAGGAUGGUGUGCUGCAAGGGGAGGAGGCUGUUCAGCUGGAGGCUGGUCAGCAGGAAGCUAGCUCUUCCAAACAUGGCCAAGCCCUAGGGGGCCACAAGCGAUGCCAUUUCGACCCGACCAAGAAGGAUGCUGAGAAGGAAGGUUCCAGCAGUAACAACGGGGGUAAGAAUCCUAGAUCGAGCAACCCUGCAGGCAGAGCGAGCUACUCGCAGAGCCGCGGGAGACACGAGUCAUCCGACGCGCGCGGCCAUUCUCCUCGUGCCAAGAGCGACCCCGGACUCCAACAGCAGCAGCAGCAACAAGCAGCAGCGCCUGCGGAGUCAAGGUCGACCGGUUUGUUGAGACCGAUAGAAAUCGAUCUCAACAAACCCCCCACGGUGACAUACGACGAGGAGAUGGAGAUGGCGCCAAGCCCUGCAUCGGCUAAAUUUUCUGUUGAGAAUCAUGAAGCCCAGGCGUCGGCUUCAGCGGAGGCGAGUAGCAGCCCCGACGACGGCGAGCCCAUGCGAAAUCAACCGAGGGAUUAUCAACUCAUAUUGCAUUUGUCUCCGAUUACAUUGAAUUUGGAGGACCAGCUGCAUGCGUACUACAAGCGGGUGACCCCCGCCUAACCGCGCACACGCCUCCAGUCUCUCUCUGUGUGACGGCUCGUGGCCUGCUCGCCUACUGUCUACAGUCAGAUACAUUUGUCGCUCGCGUGGAUGUUUUAUCACCCGCCUAGCUUUUGUGAUCUCUGUCACGGAACCGAAUCAACGCACAUUCUGAGGUUCGUGAGAGGUUCCUUCAAAUUUUAGAUCGAGAUUCUGUAAUUAUAGCUCCUCUCAGUCCAAUGUUUUGUUCGCCUUGAACAUACGGGAGAUCUUCAGUGUAAAUAGUCUGAUUACCCCAAGAUUGGGACCAAUAACACAUCAAAUGCCGGGAUCAAAUGCAUAGGAGGCUGCAUUCAAGCCUAUACGGGAGUUGCAACAUACUCCAUCGGAUCACACUCAACUCCUGGUCAUCAAACGAAGGCGAUUUACGUUUGUGAUCAGAUAUCUUUGUCACAGAGGAAGUCACUACUGUCUAUACGUCAAGCACAGUCUGGGGUAUGGAGCUACCGACAGUAGUCCAGCUCAGCUCAGAUUAGUUCGAAUCGAGUCAGGUCGAGUCCAUUCAGCUCAGUCCAGUUCGGAGAUUAGAAAAUUAGUCAGCAUAGGUAAACAAAAUGCAGUGAUCUUCUAGCUGAUUUAGAAGCACUAUUUUGGUACAAGCAAUGUGAUACCUCACUUGCAGUGCUUCUCAUGUACAGGUUCUUUGUCAAAGUAGCAAUAAAAUCGUUUGUUUUG